Molecule: messenger RNA, 1389 nt
Organism: Malus domestica (apple)
Lineage: Eukaryota; Viridiplantae; Streptophyta; Magnoliopsida; Rosales; Rosaceae
Product: large ribosomal subunit protein uL1c-like
Biological process (GO): translation
Cellular component (GO): large ribosomal subunit
Molecular function (GO): RNA binding; structural constituent of ribosome
Source: RefSeq, a predicted model, not a curated record
AACGGAUAGGUAGAGCAAUUGCUCAAAAUCGUUUAUUUGCAGAGAGCUCCAUCAAUGGCGACAAGCACCACGCCUUCGUCCCUCAUGCUAACGUACGCCUCCUCUUACGCGCACCCACAUGACCUCACUCCCUCUCUCGUCUCCUUCCAGCCCAAGCCCCUCUUCAAAACCUUCUGCCUCUGCCCGCUGGCUCUAAGGCCUCGAGAGAGAGAACCAAGCAAAUGGUCCAAUUCCGAGCCUCACCGAGUGGCCGCGGCGGCUCUGACGGCGGAGGCAGAGGUGGAGGAGGAUGUGGACGAGAAGGAAGGAGUGAAAGGAGGUGAUGGGUCUGUUGCUGUUGCUGUUUCUGUUCCUUCAAAGCCCAAGAAAGGGAAGGCUGCAUUGCUUUUGAAGAGAGACAGAACAAGGUCCAAAAGAUUCUUGGAAAUUCAGAAACUGAGGGAAACCAAAAAAGAGUAUGAGCUGCAGCCAGCACUCGCUUUACUGAAAGAAAUGACGAGUACGAAAUUUGUAGAAACUGCUGAAGCCCAUUUCCGCCUCAACAUUGAUCCAAAGUAUAAUGACCAACAGCUAAGGGCAACUGUAAACCUGCCCAAGGGAACUGGACAGACUGUUAAAGUGGCUGUUCUUACUCAAGGUGAAAGGUUUGACGAAGCAAAAAAUGCUGGAGCAGAUUUGGUUGGUGGAGAUGAUUUGAUACAACAGAUAAAAGAAGGAUUCAUGGAAUUUGACAAGCUAAUUGCUUCGCCGGAUAUGAUGCCUAAGGUUGCUAGCCUAGGAAAGAUUCUAGGACCACGAGGGCUCAUGCCAAAUCCGAAAGCUGGUACUGUCACGCCUAAUAUACCACAGGCCAUAGCAGAAUUCAAGCAGGGGAAAGUUGAAUAUAGAGCAGAUAAAACUGGUAUAGUUCAUUUGCGGUUUGGAAAAGCCGACUUUCCUGAAGAAGACCUUCUCGUGAACUUGCUAGCAGCAGUUAAAUCGGUAGAAGCAAAUAAACCACCAGGUGCAAAAGGUGUUUACUGGAAGAGUGCACAUAUAUGCUCGUCAAUGGGGCCUUCCAUCCGGUUAAAUAUAAGGGCGAUGCUCGAUUUCAAGCUUCCAACAAAUGCUUGAAGAACACUAACCACCUGUACACAUGUUGUCGUUAUAUUGUUCAUUCAGCCUCUUAGCUGCCACUGUCGAAUAUUUGCCAAUGUAGUUAGUAAAGACGGCUGGGGAGAGUAAGGGAUGAAGGCAGAGGGUGACCUCGAUACGUUUGUAUCUAGGGUAAGUCAGAGCAUGCGAGUUUCAUCUACUCUGAGUGAGAAAGGCCAUGUACUAAUUUUGUGAUCGAUAUUAUCAACUCGUCACUUUGGUUUCUUGUUUAUGAAUGAGAGAAAUUUCAUAGUA